Chrysochloris asiatica (Cape golden mole) is the source of this 1083-nucleotide messenger RNA. RefSeq names its product synaptonemal complex central element protein 1-like (gene SYCE1L). The coding region runs from base 1 to 1083 and encodes 360 amino acids. NCBI's taxonomy places the organism in Eukaryota, Metazoa, Chordata, Mammalia, Afrosoricida, Chrysochloridae. Gene Ontology annotation, biological process: synaptonemal complex assembly. The record is from RefSeq and is a predicted model, not a curated record. Gene Ontology annotation, cellular component: synaptonemal complex. The transcript has 11 exons.
AUGCGCACCAACUGCCAACCAGGCACUCCCAAUAAGCGCAUGCCCAGAGCUGAAAUAUUGUCCAUACCUCUUCUACCCUGGUCGACCGACUGGCGGCUAUACCUGUACGCAUGCGUAUUGCAGAGCCCCUUCACUCCCCGCAAGCGUUUGGACCAAUCACUGGCCAGUGCGCACACGCAGGUCCUGCACUGGAAAAUGGCGGGGAGUUCUGAGACUUUGAAGAUGGAGCCGCUGGGAGGAGCGGACGAGGCUGAGGAGGCUGAAGGGCAGGCCAAGUCUCUGAAGACAACUGAUGACUUGCUGGCAAUGGUGGCAAAGCUGCAGAAAGAGGGGAGCCUGGAGCCACAGAUCGAGGACCUGAUCCACCGCAUUAACGCGCUCCAGCAAGCAAAAAGGAAAGCCAGCGAGGAAGUGGGAGAGGCCCUUGCGCUCUGGGAGGCCCUGCACCGGGAGCUGGACUCUAUGAAUGUGGAAAAAGUACACCUAGAAGAGAUCCUGAGCAAAAAGCAAGAGACACUGAGGAUCCUGCACUUGCACUGUCAGAAGGACCAUGCUGGACAGAGGGUGGAUGUUGAAGAACAGUUGGAGGAGCUGAUGGGCCAGCACAAGGACCUCUGGGAGUUCCAUAUGCUGGAGCAGCGACUGAUCCGGGAGAUGGGUGCCCUGGAGUGUAGCAAGGCUCAGCUGCUCACUGAUGAGACGGUGGUGCGAGCCAAGCUGGAGGAGGUGGGGCGCAGGCUGCAUUCACCACUGGAGGUCCAGGAAGCCCUGGCCUGGAACAACCAGCCCCUCCUGCAGAACCCUGAAACCACAGCCUUCAGGCUGCCAGCGGAGCUGGAGUUGGUCCAGCACCAGGUCCCUGCCCAAGCCCAGGCUGCCCCAGAGGAUGAGGCCUGCAAAGGAGAAACCUGGGUGGAGGUGAGGGUGCAGAGCCAGAUCCCCACAGGCCAGGACCUUCUCCCCAGUGCUGUCUGUGAGAACAAUGGAGAGCCCCCCCUAGAGCUGGCACUGCUGCCCCCUAAGCCGCCUGGAUCUCCCAGUCAAAGCCUGCCAGGAAAUAAAGGCCCUCACUUCCUGGGCUGA